Oryzias latipes (Japanese medaka) is the source of this 1472-nucleotide messenger RNA. RefSeq names its product estrogen receptor binding site associated antigen 9 (gene ebag9). Gene Ontology annotation, cellular component: secretory granule. Lineage: Eukaryota; Metazoa; Chordata; Actinopteri; Beloniformes; Adrianichthyidae. The record is from RefSeq and is a predicted model, not a curated record.
GGAUGACGUGUACUUCCUCAUUGUUGCUCCUCCCAAUUCAAAGAUGGCAGCCAUGGGACAGAGACCAGCAUUAGCACAAAUUUAAGUAUUUUGUCAAGAAACUACAUCUUUGCGGAGCUCUGCCGCGUGCCAGCCUUUGCAUUCACGGUGAUGUUUUUACUCACUGCUAAUGUGUCUUCUGAAAAACGGCUUUUAAAGAGGUAAACAAUACAAUGUUUUACAACGGGCUAAGCUAAAGCUAGCAAGCAGCGCUUAGCAAAUAAAUGAACUUGACUGUUUUUGCCUCGAACACGACGCAUCUGCUCUGCAUACGCGGUGUUUACAUUAAAUUAGAUCACCUUCAUCAUGGCCAUCACUCAAUUCCGUCUGUUCAAGAUCUGCACAUGUUUAGCCAGCAUCCUCUCCUUUCUGAAAAGGUUGAUAUGCAGGAGUGGAAGAGGACGCAAACUCAGUGGAGAUCAAAUAACUCUUCCAACAACGGUGGAUUUUUCCUCCUCUUUACAAAAGCAGCCAGAGAUUGAAGACUGGAGCUCCUGGGACGAAGAUGCUCCCACAAGUAUUAAGAUCGAAGGUGGCAACGGUACCAUCUCCCCUCCACCCAAUGAGGAAGAAGAAGAGCCGGACUACUUUAAAGACAUGGCCCCCACCAUCAGGAAGACACAAAAGAUUGUGCUGAAGAAGAGGGAACCCAUGAACUACCAGGCUCCUGACGGCUCGGCAGGAUUCUCCAGCAGGCUGGCAGCUUCCCAGGACAUGAUGGCCUUCAGUCCACCUUCAGCUGAACUGGGGGAAAUGGAAACCUGGCAGGAAGACGCCAACGCCUGGGAGGACGAGUCUAAUGCUGUCUGGGAGGCAGAAGACGUGCUAAGGCAGCAGAAGCUGGCUGAGAGAGAGAAGCGGUUCAUGGAGCAGCAGCGGAAAAAGUUGGAGAAAGAGGCUCAGAGAAUGCUGAAGAAAGAGCAAAAAAUUGCCGUCAAGCUUUCAUAACAUUUUAAAGAAUCUCAGUUUUGAGCCUUAUGGGACUGGGCUGGGGACAGAGACACUGAUCUAUCAUGAAUUUGUCUUUCAAGUAAUUAAACCUACCUGGAUUCUCAUUGUAUCCCGGUUAUUCUUUUUUGUAAAAUGACCUUCAGCUGCAGCGCUGUAGCAUUAGUCUCAGGAGCAGGUGAUACACGUCAUCACAUUCUUUGGGUUCUGUUUUUGGAUCUGAUGGGUCUGAAAGCAGCUUUUUCUUUUUCCUUAGAAUCAUUUGUGAAUAAUAUAAUACCUGUGCUUCAUUUGGAAAACUCAGAUCAAGAGUGCAGUAAUUUAUUUUUGCAUCACCUGUGAACCAGUGACAUCCUUUGGUUUGCUGCUUAUGUUUUUAUAUUGUCAGACAUUUCUGUUUUUAAUGAAUGUUUCUUGUUUCAUCUAUACUGUGGAGCCCUCACACUGAAGGUCUGCAAAAUAAUAAAAACCUGGAGCUUUACAAA